Molecule: messenger RNA, 2447 nt
Organism: Phodopus roborovskii (desert hamster)
Lineage: Eukaryota; Metazoa; Chordata; Mammalia; Rodentia; Cricetidae
Gene: CUNH3orf18
Product: chromosome unknown C3orf18 homolog
Exons: 4
Coding region: 24-512 (162 amino acids)
Source: RefSeq, a predicted model, not a curated record
ACAGUCUGUCUCCCCGCAGCAGAAUGAACUCCAGGGUCCCAGCUACUCAGAGCUGGUUCAGUGGCCCCCCACCUACCACUGAGCCUGACUUGGAACCUGCCACUGAAGGGUCUACCACAGAGACCGCUACCCUCAGCCCAGAAACCACAAGCUUCAAUGGCACCAGAAUCCCUGAUAUGGCAGGGGGUGCGGCUGGUGUGGGCACCAUGCUUCUGUCUUUUGGGAUCAUCACAGUGAUUGGCUUGGCUGUGGCCAUGGUUUUAUACAUCAGGAAGAAGAAGAGGCUGGAGAAGCUACGCCACCAGCUCAUGCCUAUGUACAACUUUGACCCCACGGAGGAGCAAGAUGAACUGGAGCAGGAGCUACUGGAACAUGGGCGAGAUGCAGCCUCCAUGCAGGCUGCUGCCUCCCUGCAGGCCACACAGGGCAAGAGCACUCUCCCUUCCCAAGGCCCACUGCAGAGGCCUAGCAGGCUGGUGUUUACUGAUGUAGCCAAUGCCAUCCACGCGUGAGUGGCCUGAGAACAGGCCUGGACCUCUGACAAAGACACCUGCCACAGUGCCAGCAGCGCUGCCCACUUCCUGGCUGUCAAGACCUCCUCUCAGGACCCGAGCCACUGCUACCCACAAGACAGGAAAGGGCUGAAACAGACCCCAGCCGUGCUGAGGCCCCACCUACCGACUCUCAGGCUUGAAGAGAGACCUCUGGCUAGGCUCGCCAUCUGGCCACUGACUUCUCCUGAACCGAUGGCCCUGGCACAGAAGGCAGCCCUCAUGCAGGAAGACAAAGAGCCACUGCUGGCUUCCUGGUCUCCUGGCCAAAAACCCUCACAUCAAGGUCUGCUUCUCUGAUGGGGAGAAGGGGCACAAGCUUGAACGGCGAGGGAGAAAACAGGAAGGCUCUCCUCUAUCUAGGAUUGCUUUUUUUUAAUUUUUUUAAAGCCUGGAACCUCCUCUUGGGUAGAGAGAUACAAACCAACCCCCAGAUGACAGGAACAUUGCAGGGCAACACCGUUUGGGAAGGUUUAUUUGGUCGUUUGUUUUUUUUUGAGACAGGGUCUUGGCUGGCCUGGAACUUUCUGUUCCUCCAACUCAGAGAUCCACCUGCCUCUGCCUCCCGAGUGCUGGGAUGAAAGGUGUGGGCCACCACAUCCAGCAAGAGCAACACCAUUUAUAGGCCCAGGAGGCCCAGAGACAGAGCUGGGAAUGCCCAGUGGAUGCCAGGGAAAGGGCUACACAACCCCAGGAGCUGUUCAUAGUUAAGAUAGUACGGGGAGUGGGUAAGCAUGAAGUCUCCCAGCCACACACACUGGCAGCCAAGGUGGCUGAGGGAAAGGAAGUUGGGAGACAGGGUAUGCAAAGGUGCAACUCCCCCAGGCGUGGAGAAAGGCUUCAUGAAUGUUCAUGAGUGGACUGCACACAGACAUGUACCUGUUCCAGCACAGGAGUAAGACAGAGGCCUUGUGUUCCGGCUCCACCUUGCAAGCCGGCUCCCAGCCUGUGGAAUGAAGGGGAGUUGCCACCAUACGCUGCGUCCCUUCCUUCAGUGCUCGGGGCUACAUGGAAAAGGGACAAUGCUGAGUUCCUCUGUCCGCUGUUUCUUCAGUGGGCUCAAAAAGCUGGUCUGAUCUGCUUAAGGAAAUGGCUCUCUUCCAGCAUGGGGUUCUGGGAGAAGCCUUUGGUCUAAGGGCAGUCACAGGCCAGAAGCUAGCAGGAAAAGUUACUGUUGCCUGGAAGAAAUCACCCUUAGAGGAAAAGACCUAAGAAACCCAGUCUGGUUUUAGUUUUUCCCUUCCAUCCUAUAUGCAGGAAGGGCCACUCAGUGUUCAUGGAAUGUGGAAGGAGACUCUGCCAUUGGUCUCGCUCUACAUCUUAGAGGUGUGACACUGGUACCAGGAGCCUCUGGGCAGAGGAGAUCGCAGUUUUCUCCACUGGGACGCACACAGGAGCAUGCACAGAGACGUGUCCCCCAUUUCACCAGCAUCGCUGUCCUCUGCUGGCUAGAGGGGAUGCGGGGGUGGCACAUAUGCCGUUGGGCAGAUACCAUAUGUCAGGAGGUGAGAGGCUAGGAGGAUCCCAUGGGGAUGGUUCUGGUUUUAUCCCUGCCUCUAGAUGCUAUAAAUAUGUUAGCGCUUGAGCAACUGGAGGGCUGUGAGUAAUUUAGGAUGCACAGAGCUGUAAUUUAACUCACAGCAUCUCCACGUGUGAGAGCAUUAAAGAUGUAAUUAAGAUGUUUACACAAAGAGAAUGGAGUCUGUGACACUUGGGGUGCAAAACACCAGGAGGGGACACAGUGGGGUGAGGUGAGGAUCUGUGGGAGGCCUGGGGACAGUCACGAGGACCCCAGCUACGAGAUGGCAGGCAGCCCAGCUGCUUUUCUUGAUCUAUACAUGGAAAUGCUUUGGACUGCAAUUCAGGGUUGCUCUGGGGCCUUGCACUUCGACUCGG